Dendronephthya gigantea is the source of this 2979-nucleotide messenger RNA. Its product is annotated as arf-GAP with coiled-coil, ANK repeat and PH domain-containing protein 2-like. The transcript has 31 exons. Gene Ontology annotation, molecular function: GTPase activator activity; protein binding. Gene Ontology annotation, cellular component: cytoplasm. Lineage: Eukaryota; Metazoa; Cnidaria; Anthozoa; Malacalcyonacea; Nephtheidae. The record is from RefSeq and is a predicted model, not a curated record. The coding region runs from base 154 to 2964 and encodes 936 amino acids.
UAUUUCCUGUAAAGAAUUAUACGCGGAUAAAUAAGAACAAUAAUGCCAACAAAUAGUGUUUAUUUUGAUUAAAAUAGAAGCACAAUAUGGCGAAUAUUAUGAUUUGAAAUCUGAGAAUAUAGCAUAUGAAAGAAUAUCUUUAUACCUAACACCAUGCUACAAAAACUGGAGUUUUCAGAAUGCCUCAAAGACUCUCCAUUCUUCAGGUUUCAGAUUGAACAGAAUGAACAAGAUAUCACCAAAUUGGAAGUUGAGCUUGAAAAGCUUAUCAAAACAUGUAAUACAGUGGUUGAAGUUGGUAAAUCCUAUGGCAAUGCUGUAAGUGGUCUCAUCAGAGGUAUUGAUUCCUUGUGUAUGUAUUUCAAUGGUGAUGGUGUAGUCACAGAAAACCUUGGCAAAUUCACAAAUGUUCUCGAGGAAUCAUUGUCUUAUUUUAUGAUACUUAUGGAUCAAACUCAAUGCUCAAUUGCAAAUGCCCUUCAGAAAUUUCUCAAGGAAGAACUUAAGAAAGUAAAAGAAACCAAAAAGAUUUUUGAUAAAAUGGGUUAUGAUCUAAGCAAUGCUUUAGUAAGAAAUUCACAGCUACCAAAAAGUAGUAAACCUGCAGAGAUUGAAGAGGUUAAGAACAUCGUUACAGCAACAAAAGUUGGCUUUGACCAUUUAUCUUUGGAUUACACAUUUCUAAUAAAUGUUUUGCAAUCAAGAAAACGAUUUGAGAUUUUGGAUGUGAUGUUGGCGUAUAUGCAUGCCCAGUACACAUUCUUUCAUCAAGGAUUUAACCUGCUCAAAGAUAUUGAGCCACAAAUGCGAUCGCUUGGAAAACAGCUAGAGGAACUUUCAGUAUCAUUCGUAGCUGAGAAAAAAGAGAUGGAAGGCAGGCAUCGGCUCGUCCAGGGAAGGGAAGACUCGCUAUUCGCGACGGUCAAUCCUGUUCGAUCUUCCAGUGACGUUGUUUUAGAAGGAUAUUUAUUCAAAAGAAGUAAGAAUGCGUUCAAAACCUGGCAAAGGAGAUAUUUUACGAUACAAAACAACCAAUUAUUUUAUCAACACAAAUUUAAGGACGAAAAAACUGUUUUGGCUGAAGAUUUAAGACUUUGUAAAAUACGAGAAGCUGAGGAUACUGAUCGAAGAUUUUGUUUUGAGCUCAUAUUUCCAACCAAGGUGGUUAUUCUUCAAGCUGACUCAAAAUAUUUGCAAGACAUGUGGGAGAACGCUAUGAAGGUCAGUAUAGAUCAUGCAUUUGGUUUGCCACAUUUGGAUAUGAAUAAUGACGAGGAUUCUCAGAUGUCUAGCAACACAUUUCUAUCAAUGACUGUGACCAAAAGUCGAAGUUUAGAGUCACUGGAUAAGUUGUCAAUGCUCAAUGCAGAGAAAGAAAUUAAAGAUAUAUUUGGCAAUAAUGAAUGUGCGGACUGUGGGAAACAGGAUCCAAAAUGGGCUAGCAUUAAUUUAGGCCUGGUGUUGUGUAUUGAGUGUUCGGGAAUUCACAGGAGUUUGGGAGUCCAUGUAUCAAAAGUUAGAUCACUAAAUCUUGAUGACUGGGAACCGGAAUCAAUAAAGGUUAUGAAGGAACUUGGUAAUCAGGUCGUAAAUAGGAUUUUAGAAUCCAGAACAGACGCCGGAGUUCAUAAACCUUCCCCUGACAGUAAAAGAGAAACGAAAGAGGAGUGGAUAAAAGCAAAAUACAUUGAAAAAACAUAUUUCUGCUGGAGAAAAUGUAUCGAUAAAAUUCCACUCGAUGAGCGCGUUCUUCAAGCUCUUGACAAAAUUCCUGGGCAUCAUGUUGGCGAGCUGAAACGAGGAGGAACUAAAAAGAAACUAGCUCGUAGACGACCAAACUUAAAAAGUUCCAUAUUCAAAAGAUUUAGUAAAAGUGAGAGAAAGAAUUGUGAAUCUUUGAAGAUGAUAGAAAAACCAAGAGAAGAGAAAGCUCAAAGCUCGGAUACGACAAGUCCUGAGCUUUCUCCGGAGAUUAAACGAAGUGGGCCGCCCCUUCCUUUACUGAAGUCACCCACGAAAUCUAGGUCUCCACAGGACUCCAGUGAUGAAUCAGGAUUCUCAUUCAAAGAACAGGAAAAUGAGGUGGGAGAAUUCUCAGAAGAAGCAACACCUUUACCAAUAAAGAUUCAUGAGAAUAUCCUCAAAGCUCAACUUAUUGGAAUUGACCGAAAUUCCGUUGGAAGUUGUUAUGAUAACAUUUUGCACAGAGAAGAUGUGGACUCUGAUGCAAGUAUUGAGGAAACUGAUCUAGUUCAUGAUUUCCAUGAAUCUGAUGUUGAGACUUAUGAGUCGACCGGGAAAGAAACACAUGAAGAGAUCAGAGUUUUACCAAAUGAAGAAUCUUUACCAAAUGAAGAAUCUUGGGCAAAUGAAGGAUCUUUACAAAAUGAAGGAUCUUUAGUGUUGAGAGCAAGAGAAACAUUGAAGAAUAUUCCAUCAAAUUUGCUACUGUACAAAGCAACAGAUUGGAAGAAUUUACCACUGAUGUUACUUGCUUUAACUGCAGGGGCAAAAGUAAACUGGCUAAAUGAAGAGGAUGAAUUAAAAACAAGUUUGCAUCAAUCUGUUGAAGCGGGUUUUCUCGCUGGCACAGAGUUCCUAUUACAAAAUGGUGCAAAGAUUAAUCUUCGUGAUUCCAGAGGGCGUGCAGCCUUACAUCAUGCUGCUCUACUGGGUCAAACUGGGGAGGCAUGUUUGUUGUUAAAGAAGGGUGCCAAUCAACAUGCUAUUGAUGAAAGUGGACAGGACCCACUGAUGAUAGCAUUGUCCCAAAUGCAUGCUGAUAUUGUCACACUGUUGAGGUUGUCGAGGUUAAAUGAUGAAAUGAAGGAAUCUAGUGAUAACACUGAGAAACUCGGUGAUAACACCUUCACUGAUGUUGUAAGAGACUUUUCAAAUAUUGCAUCACUAAACCCUGAGAGGUUGCAAAGGAAAUACGACCCUGAUAGACAUACAAAUGUUUAGCAAGUCCACGCACAG